GAGGUUCGAGAUAUCGACGUAUGAUAUCUGAGACACCGUUCGAUCAAAAUCAUAUGAUUAUUAAGGGUGUAGUACAUCAAAAGAAUAGUGGUAAUAAUUAUUCUUCCUAGGUUAUUCUAUACGAAGCGAAUAAGUGAGAAUUUCAGCAUCGAAAAUGAAGAUCUGCGGACCUAAGUAUGCCCUAUGUGGUUUAGUAUUAUCUGUUUGGGGCGUAUUUCAAUUACUCCUAAUGGGAAUAUUUUUCUACACAAAAAGUGUAGCUUUAAUAGAAGAUAUACCAUUCACAGAGGAGUUUGAAGAUGCUACAAGUUUUUAUGCUGCAGCUGACAGAGGUUACAAACAGAAUGCAUAUAACUGUUGGAUUGCAGCUUGUAUUUAUGUCCUUACAUUUUUAUUUUCCGGACAUCAAUUUUAUAUAAAUUCACGAUCAUCUUUAAGCGUAUAAAGAAUUGCUUACAUAUACUGUAAUUGGUAAAAGAAAAUUAUAUAAAUGUA
Ceratina calcarata is the source of this 495-nucleotide messenger RNA. It is a transcript of the gene RNASEK, whose product is annotated as Ribonuclease kappa. The transcript has 2 exons. NCBI's taxonomy places the organism in Eukaryota, Metazoa, Arthropoda, Insecta, Hymenoptera, Apidae. Gene Ontology annotation, biological process: nucleic acid metabolic process. Bases 155 to 445 code for a protein of 96 amino acids. Gene Ontology annotation, molecular function: RNA endonuclease activity. The record is from RefSeq and is a predicted model, not a curated record.